This is a messenger RNA of Coregonus clupeaformis (lake whitefish), 2496 nucleotides long. RefSeq names its product cyclin-dependent kinase-like 1 (CDC2-related kinase) (gene cdkl1). Gene Ontology annotation, cellular component: nucleus. The coding region runs from base 125 to 1282 and encodes 385 amino acids. NCBI's taxonomy places the organism in Eukaryota, Metazoa, Chordata, Actinopteri, Salmoniformes, Salmonidae. The record is from RefSeq and is a predicted model, not a curated record. Gene Ontology annotation, biological process: protein phosphorylation. The transcript is spliced from 11 exons. Gene Ontology annotation, molecular function: ATP binding; cyclin-dependent protein serine/threonine kinase activity.
CUCUUUUCUGCUCGGUCGAUGCGUGCCAGUUCAGCCUUCUCUCCGCUCGGAAUUUCUCCUUUUUGCAAUACUGUACAUCCAAACGACACCUUGGCCAUCACAAGUCAAGGGCUCAGCCAUCGCCAUGGAGAAGUAUGAGAAGAUGGGGAAGAUCGGGGAGGGGUCCUACGGCGUCGUCUUCAAGUGCAGGAACAGGGACACGGGACAGAUCGUUGCCAUCAAGAAGUUUGUGGAGACGGAAGAUGAUCCCAUCAUUAAGAAGAUCGCUCUGAGAGAGAUUAGGAUGCUGAAGCAACUAAAGCAUUCCAACCUGGUAAACCUGAUUGAGGUGUUCAGACGUAAAAGGAAGCUGCACCUGGUGUUUGAGUACUGUGACCACACCGUCCUCAACGAGCUGGACCGAUACCCCAGAGGUGUUCCAGAACACCUGGUAAAAAGCAUCACCUGGCAGACACUCCAGGCUGUCAACUUCUGUCAUAAACAGAACUGCAUCCACAGAGACGUGAAGCCGGAGAACAUCCUAAUCACUAAACAGCAGGUCAUUAAGCUCUGUGACUUCGGAUUCGCCAGGAUCCUCACCGGUCCAUGUGAUUACUACACGGACUAUGUAGCAACGCGGUGGUACCGGGCCCCUGAGCUGCUAGUGGGUGAUACUCAGUAUGGAGCCCCUGUUGACGUCUGGGCGCUGGGCUGUGUCUUCUCUGAGCUGCUCUCUGGCGCCCCCCUCUGGCCCGGCAAGUCAGACAUGGACCAGCUCUACCUCAUCAGGAAGACACUGGGAGACCUGAUCCCCCGCCACCAGCAGGUAUUCAGUAAAAACCAGUUCUUCAGUGGAGUGUGUAUCCCAGAGCCUCAGGAGAUGGAAUCUCUGGAACUGAAAUACCCCAACCUGUCAUAUCAAGCACUGAGUCUGAUGAAGGGCUGCCUGCGUAUGGACCCGUCGGAGCGGCUGACCUGUGAGCAGCUUCUGGAGCAGCCGUACUUCGACAGCCAACGGGAGGAGAGCGAGAGCACCGGCCGGGAACAUGACCGCUCCACCAAGAGGAGAUCACACCUCCUGCCCCGUAAACACCUCCCACCUGGGAUCUGUAAGGUGGAACUUGGAAGCAAUAUGGUGGAAGCUCCACGCAAAUUGGGACCAGCUGUCAGAGAUGGCAAAAUGCUGUCCAAACAGUUAAAGUAUUUGCCUCAGCUCACCAGCAGCAGUAUCUUCCCAGCUCUGGACAACAAGAAGUACUACACCAACCUGAGGAAAUUCAACUACCACUUCCCUAACAUCUAAACCAAACAUUUAGGAUCUGAAUGGUCCAGUCGAAUAUUCAUCAACAUAUACCGUGUUCACAUGCUAGUCGGAACUAGGAAACUGACAUUUCCAACUUGCUAACUGGUUGUAGUUAUACACGUGCCGCGUUCAACGAAUCAGAAAGUGGGACAUUUCCUAGUUCCGACUAGCAUGUGAAUGCGGCAAUAUUCUGGUCAGCUCAGGAACCAGGAAGUGAAUCACAAUGUGGAAGGAAGGCAGCUGAUUGGUUCUAAAGCUAUGGGAUUGGUUGAACCAAGUUUUUGAUUAGCGGGGGAAGGACAGGGAGAGUCCUUGUGUCUUGUGAUGUCAUUCUAUGCACUAUGUCAACAUUUUUUUCUACUGAAAGACAAUUUUAUUAUGUGGUGUUGCCUCCAUUGAAGGCGUAUUUUGUAUAUCUAAAUAUGAUAAGGAGCAGCCUAGUGCUCAGCUGGUAGAUGGAGGUCGACUUCCAUGCAGACUACGUUGCAUUACAUCAACCAAUGGUUGCACGCUGUCACGUCAUCGACUGUGUCGUCUGCCACCAGAUUGCUAUAACAUAUGAUGUGGUUAUCCCGAUACGUAAAAUACCUAUCCAGACAUUGUGAGAUCUGGCAGGCGUCUGCAAUGUAGUCAACCUGGAACACGGACAGAUAGCACCAUAGCAUACUGCCUUGACUGGUUUGCCAAAUGUUAUUUGUUUGUGUUUUUUUUUUUUAUAAUGAGUUGAGACAGUGACAUUUUUGGUAGUGAAUUGAUUUGCAUUUUGUUAAAUAUUGAUUGUCUCAUAAGUAGGUUUGAGUCAUUUGUAAAGAGGAGAAGAGAAGAUGGAUAUCAGCCCAGCUUUAUUUUUAUUUGACAGAAAUUAUGUUUAUAAAGCAGAUGUCUGAAGUGGUCAGAUCAACCUCAAUGUAGCCUUAUGGAUUGUGACAGUGGAUUAAAUAAAAAUAAGGGUUCUAUUCAGUCUAGAUCUCUGAAGGGUUAACAGAUUCUGCGCUAUAGACUGAACAAAAAUAUAAAAACGCAACAUGUAAAAAGUGUUGGUCCCAUGUUUCAUGAACUGAAAUAAAUGAGCCCAGAAAUGUCUCAUACGCACAAAGAAGCUUAUUUAUCUUAUAUUGUGGGCACAGAUGUGUUUAAAUCUCUGUUAGUGAGCAUUUAUCAUUUGCCAAGAUAAUCCAUUCACCUGACAGGUGUGGCAUAUCAAGAAGUUGAUU